GGGUAGAUUUCGCUAUAAAUUAAAUAAUAAAAUACAAAAUUAAUCACAAUGUACACGGGAACCACGACUCUGCGCAAGGCUCUGUAGCAGCAGAAUUGCUGUGUGUAUGCGUGCUGUCACUUUUGACAGCAUUCAAGCGAGCAGCUGUCAAAUAGCGCAUGCAUUGCCAGACAAAAAGGAAAAGAAACACACAAAGAAAACACAACAGCAGUCAGCAGGCAGUUCAACAACAAACUUGUUGAAUCUCGGAUCCAAUCUAUGUGGCACCAUGACGUGGGAACAUCUAGAACGAGGAAGCUCGCCAGUGGAUUGGUGCGAGGGCAACUAUCUCGUCUCACCCGAUAUUGCGGAAUUUGUUAAUACGGUGAGCAAUGUUCUGUUCCUGCUCGGUCCACCGUUUCUCAUCUACCUGUUUAAAGAUUAUGGCCGGUUCAUACAACCGGCUAUUCAUCUGAUUUGGGUGCUGCUGAUAGUGGUCGGUCUUUCGUCGGCCUACUUCCAUGCGACGCUUAGCCUGCUCGGUCAGCUGCUGGACGAGCUGACCAUACUGUGGGUAUUUAUGGCUACGUUGAGUCUGUUCUGUCCGCGGCGCCAUUUCCCCCGCAUUUUCAAGCGAUCGAGGAAACGCUUCUGUUUGUCGAUGACGAUAUUUUCGAUCGUGGCAACGGCUCUCUCGUUUUGCCAUCCCGCCAUAAAUGCGUUCGCGCUCAUGUUCCUCGCCAUACCGGCCACCUAUUUGCUGUACAAGGAGCUGAAAAUUGUGCAAGAUGAACGCGUGUAUCGGCUCGGUGUGCGUAACACGACCAUCCUGAUCGUGGCCAUCGUUUGCUGGAUUAACGAUCGCAUGUUCUGCGAUGCCUGGUCGUCGAUGAACUUUCCGUACCUGCACGGGUUCUGGCACAUCCUCAUCUUCAUCUCCGCCUAUCCGGCCUGCGUACUGUUUGCCUACUUCUUCGUCAACGACGAACGGCCCGAAAGUCGCCCCACGCUCAAGUACUGGCCACGGAACGAUUUCGAGCUGGGCAUACCGUACGUGUCGAUUAAUUACGACAAAAAGUUUGAUGAUGCUAUUUAGACGCGUUUAGUUCGGUUAGGUAAAUUUAAUGUAGGAAUUCAAUUUAUCGGUCUCUCACUCACUCUCUCUCUCUAAGCAUGCCAAUAGAAUGCACUUCAUUACCUUUUCAUUACCGUAGCGAAUGGUUGUUCAAGCAACAGCACGAUACGAACGAAUGGUGAAUGGAAGUUUCGUAAACGGUACCAAAAAAGAAAACAGAACGCUUUAAAAGACGCGAAGUGAUUGGUUUGGUUUUGCAACGGUUUCGUUCCAGUGCACCAUUACCGCGUUUUUUUGCUGAUAAUCGUGUACAAAGCAAACAGCACCAUACUAAGGAAUUGUCGAUACUAGAAAUAUGAUUUUAAUUCGUUGCUGUAGGCGACAGAGUGAUAGGACAGCGGUUAGGAGAAAGUAUUUAUAAUUAUCCCCAUCCCACGGUUUGUUGUGCCGAUUGGUUCGCAAGAGUUUUAAUAAACCAGUUCUGGUAGGUUUUAAUGCGCUAUGGAAA
Messenger RNA from Anopheles stephensi (Asian malaria mosquito), 1562 nucleotides. RefSeq names its product alkaline ceramidase (gene bwa). NCBI's taxonomy places the organism in Eukaryota, Metazoa, Arthropoda, Insecta, Diptera, Culicidae. Gene Ontology annotation, cellular component: membrane. The record is from RefSeq and is a predicted model, not a curated record. Gene Ontology annotation, biological process: ceramide metabolic process. The coding region runs from base 107 to 1075 and encodes 322 amino acids. The transcript has 5 exons. Gene Ontology annotation, molecular function: hydrolase activity, acting on carbon-nitrogen (but not peptide) bonds, in linear amides.